This is a messenger RNA of Athene cunicularia (burrowing owl), 2366 nucleotides long. RefSeq names its product fibrinogen like 1 (gene FGL1). NCBI's taxonomy places the organism in Eukaryota, Metazoa, Chordata, Aves, Strigiformes, Strigidae. The transcript is spliced from 9 exons. Bases 315 to 1256 code for a protein of 313 amino acids. The record is from RefSeq and is a predicted model, not a curated record. Gene Ontology annotation, biological process: regulation of immune response; negative regulation of T cell activation.
AGGGGCUCUGGAAUUCUUUACAUCAAUUUAAGAAGAUUUAACAACUUUGAGUUCUCUCCAGAGGGUAAAGGUAAACGUUUUAGGUACCUGUGAGGGAAGAAGGAAGAAUCUGGGGGUUGACCACUCAGUGAAUUUCAUGUCAGUGAAGUUGUGGGAUCAGAUAAACUACGUGAGUUUAUACCUGUGGAGAAAUUGGCUCAAAGGCCCAAGGUACUGCCCCUUCCAGGAUCAGCACUGCUCACUGUCCCCUACCUCAUCUAGGUCUCUCUGCUGGGCAGUGAAAGAAGAAGAGAAACACUAUUAGCUUCUAAAGAAUGAAGAUUUUGAUAAUGAUUGCUUUUGUCCUUGCAGCUGGCUUGAUGGAUGCUAUUGGCAGCUCUGAUCUACAGAACUGUUUUCAAGAGCAGAUACGACUUCAGGGCCAGGUGAGGCUUCUGGAACAUCGUGUGAAACAGCAGCAGUUAAAAGUUAUACAGCUUUUAGAGAAGAAAGAGAUUCAGUACAGUGACAGAGGAGAUGAAAACAGUGUCAUUGACUUGGGAGGAAAAAGACAGUAUUCAGAUUGUGCAGAAAUCUACAACGACGGCCAUAAGCAAAGUGGAUUUUAUAAAAUGAAACCUAUCCAGAGCCCUGCUGAAUUCCUUGCCUUCUGUGACAUGUCUGAAGGGGGUGGUUGGACUGUUUUUCAGAGACGUUCUGAUGGCAGCCAAAAUUUUGAUAGAGUCUGGACUGACUAUGAAGAAGGCUUUGGAAAUUUUGUUAUGCCAAAUGGUGAAUAUUGGCUUGGAAAUAAAAAUCUUCAUUAUUUGACUAAUCAGGGGAACUAUACUUUAAGAAUUGAUCUAACUGAUUUUGAAGGAGAGCGGCGUUUUGCACAAUAUGCAAGAUUUGGAGUUGCAGGUGAAGAGCAAUCUUAUGAGAUGAGCUGUGGUGAAUACUCUGGUACCGCUGGUGAUUCCCUUACUGGUGGAUUUCAUCCUGACGUGAAAUGGUGGGCUGAUCAUCGAGGAAUGAAAUUCAGUACUCGAGACAGGGACAAUGACAACUAUGAAGGGAACUGUGCUGAAGAGGAAAAGUCUGGCUGGUGGUUUAACAGGUGUCACUCUGCCAACUUGAACGGUUUGUACUACAAAGGCCCCUACACUGCCGAGACAGACAACGGGAUUGUUUGGUACACUUGGCAUGGGUGGUGGUAUUCUCUGAAAUCUGUUGUCAUGAAGGUCAGACCAGCAGACUUUGAACCUAAUAUUGUUUAAAUAUUUUAUUAAGACGAUUUAUCUAGUUAAUCUUUUAGCAAAUCAAUCUAAAUUAAAACAGAUGGGCAGAUUGUUGCUUCUCAUCUAUGCAUAUAUAAAUCCAGAAUAAUUCCUCUACAACCAGUAGUUUUAUGAGAUGUAAAUGAGAAGACAGUCUGACUUGUGAAUCUGUAGAUACAAUAUAUUGACAUUUGGACUUUACUGAAAGCCUAAAUAACAAAAUCUGCAACUAAUUUUAAUGUCAGCUCUGCUUUGAACAUAGGCUACCAUGAUGCAUAUGUAGAGGGAAGUGUAUUUCAUGUGCAACUAAAAUCUGGCAUUUUAGAGGUUCUUAGUGCUUGACGCUACAGAUAUUUACUUUCUUUAUAUAUCUGUAAGUCAAAUGCCUUGUUCAGUCACUUCAAAGCGGUUCUUCCUCUAAGCCUGUUAUCUUUUCCUUUUCCUACAUCCUUGUCUUGGCUCCCUGGGCUUUCUCCCUUCUAAACUGAAGAUCCACGUUUUUCUUGUACAAGAAAAAUUGUAAGAGAGACUCUGCCUACCCCUAGCUUUUGUGCCUAGCACCACAAUAGACUCCAAUUGCCAGUAAUAACAAGAAUCGUUGAUUAGUGCUUGCUGCCAUGGAGAAGUUAGGAGCACUUCUAGAAAUCUAUCUGAUGAAAUGUAAUCUAUUUCUGCUGAGAAGAUGCAAAUUAAGAUUUUAAAAAGCACAUGGAUCUGAGCCAAACUUGGGCACUUUUAUUUUCCUCCUUCUCUAAAAUAAUUUUGCUUUUGUGGUUGGACUGUCAGUCUCUCUCUCUCUGUCCAAAUACAGUUUUUGAACCUGGCAGCCGGUUUCAGUCAAGCUUAACAUAAUGGAAACUAACUUUUGGCAAUCCAUCAGUCAAUUCAUAACUACAUUGAUAUGAAUACAGGACAGCUGAAUGAUAAUUCCCUGCAUGGCCAUUUUUCCUUCCAUUUCCAUCCUCCAAAACCAGAAGUUUGGCAAGAAUUCUUGAAAGAAUUGCAUGGAAUAAGGGAGGGAGGAUGUGUAAAACAACUGGAGGGAAGAAAAGAGAGGUUCACAUGAAACAGUUUCACUCAAUUAGAUAAAUCAGAUUACACCUAAACAAA